This is a messenger RNA of Coregonus clupeaformis (lake whitefish), 1663 nucleotides long. Its product is annotated as transformer-2 protein homolog alpha-like. Lineage: Eukaryota; Metazoa; Chordata; Actinopteri; Salmoniformes; Salmonidae. Gene Ontology annotation, cellular component: spliceosomal complex. The transcript is spliced from 9 exons. Gene Ontology annotation, molecular function: RNA binding. The coding region runs from base 152 to 1078 and encodes 308 amino acids. Gene Ontology annotation, biological process: positive regulation of mRNA splicing, via spliceosome. The record is from RefSeq and is a predicted model, not a curated record.
UAAACAAACUAAAAACUGCCGUCCUCCUCCGCCAUCUUCCACCACCACCAGACCAGCACGAGAAAGAGCAGAGAAGCGCAAAGGAGGACACUAUUAUUUUGUCUGAAAACGUAAGCUAGCUCACUAGCUAUAUCGUUCAUCUCUUUACAAAAUGAGUGACAUUGAGGAUGGAAACUUCGAUGGACGAGACUCUCGCUCUCCAUCCAAAUCGGACCGUGGCAGUCCUGUCCGGGUCAAGUCGGAGAGCAGAUCCGGCUCCCCGAGCCCAUCCCGGGCUGCCAAACACUCAGAGUCUCGCUCCCGCUCUAAGUCCAGGUCUCACUCUCGGAGGCACUCCAACCGCAGGUACAGCCGCUCUCGCUCCCCCUCCAACAGGAAGAAGUCCCGUUCCUACAGCCCGGAAUACCGGAAGAAGAAGAGCCAGAGCGCGUCGCCUAACCACCGCCGCCCCAGCAGCAGAAGCCAUGACUUCAGAAAAGAGACAUUCAGUCAGGGAGGAGGUGGUGAGGAUGCCAGGGCGAACCCUGACCCCAACCAGUGCCUGGGGGUGUUUGGGCUGAGCCUGUACACCACAGAGAAGGACCUGAGGGAAGUGUUUGGCCGGUACGGCCCGCUGGCCGGGGUUAACGUGGUGUAUGACCAGCGCACUGGGCGCUCCCGCGGCUUCGCCUUCGUCUACUUCGAGAGGAUCGACGACUCCAAGGAGGCGAUGGAACGUGCCAACGGUAUGGAGCUGGACGGGAGACGUAUCAGAGUGGACUUUUCCAUCACCAAGAGGGCCCACACCCCUACGCCUGGCAUCUACAUGGGCCGACCCACACAUAAUGGUGGCGGUGGAGAGCGAAACAGUGGCAGCAGUGGUGGAGGGAGGAGGGGACGGGACUCAUACGACCGAUACGACGAUCGACGGGGCGGCGGCUAUGACCGUGGAUACGACCGUGGAUACGAUCGGGGAGACCGGGGAUACGACAGAUAUGACGAUUACGACAAGUACAGUCGCAGGCGCUCUCCCUCUCCCUACUACAGUCGAUACAGGUCACGCUCCAGGUCUCGCUCAUACAGCCCACGACGAUACUAACAAACUUCCAUCAAGAUUAAGUUUUCCUUUUCUUCGUGACCCACAUGGGAACGGAGCCGUUCGGGAGUGUUGUCAAGCUAACUAAAGUGUAUAUCUACUGACAAAAGCUCCUCUGCAACUUAGCACGAAAGUCGGAGUUCGGAAGGAGAGUUGUUUGUUUACGUGCUGUAGACGUCUUGAUUUUUAGACUUUUUCGAUGCAUCCAUGUAGUGUGUGCUGAAGACCCAGAGGGUGGUAAUGAAACCUGUUGAGCCUGUUUUGAGUAUCUUUUAAAAAGCACCCUUCUCCUUCAUCACUGAUCUGUAAGUGACUGGAUAAGUGGAAGCAUGGUAUACAUUUUAUUGCUUUCACCAAUCCAGCCUUGUCAGAUCAGUGAUUAAGGAAGAAAGGAUGUAUUUAAUAUUCAAACAGGCUCUUUGGUUUUAGUAAUAGGAGGAAAUGUUAAAUGGAUCUGAGAGUAUCAGUGGAUUGAGGAGGGUCUUCGUUUUUGAUUCGGAUGUUUAUCGUCGGGAUACCUCCAGAGAUUUUUAUUUUGAUGUUUGAUAAUUUUUUCUUUUUAUGGAAAUAAAAACUCAAAUCCUGGUG